Molecule: messenger RNA, 573 nt
Organism: Amphibalanus amphitrite
Lineage: Eukaryota; Metazoa; Arthropoda; Thecostraca; Balanomorpha; Balanidae
Exons: 3
Coding region: 1-573 (190 amino acids)
Cellular component (GO): extracellular matrix
Source: RefSeq, a predicted model, not a curated record
AUGAAGGUAUUUGUGAUCGCCUCGCUGCUGUCCGUCGCCCUGGCGGACAACCCGUCUCAGUACGGAGCACCGUCUCCGGCGUUCAACCAGAAGCAGCAGUACCAGCAGCAGCAGCAGCACUACGACGUCCGCGGAUACGGAGACUACGAGCCCGUCUUCAACGCCCAGGAGGCGCGUGACGGCUACGCCACCCAGGGAUCUUACUCGGUUGUGUUGCCCGACGGCCGUACCCAGACGGUCAACUACCGUGUGGAUGACGCCUACUCUGGCACCAUUGCCGAUGUUAAAUACGAGGGUGAGGCCCGCUACCCAGCGCACCAGCCUCAGCAGGGCUACCAGGCCCAGAAAAGCUCUCGCCCUCAGCAGAGCUACAAUGUUCUGCAGAACUCUCGCCCUAAGCAGAGCUUCAAGGCUCAGCAGAGCUUCAAGGCUCAGCAGAACUUCCGUCCUCAGCAGAGCUUCAAGGCUCAGCAGAGCGUGAGGCCUCAGCAGAGCUACCAGUUCCAGCAGAGCUACCAGUCCCAGCAGAACAUUCGCCCUCAGCAGGGCUACCAAUCUCAGCGGGGCUAUUAG